Molecule: messenger RNA, 1615 nt
Organism: Aspergillus steynii IBT 23096
Lineage: Eukaryota; Fungi; Ascomycota; Eurotiomycetes; Eurotiales; Aspergillaceae
Product: WD repeat protein
Exons: 6
Coding region: 450-1538 (362 amino acids)
Molecular function (GO): protein binding
Source: RefSeq, a predicted model, not a curated record
CUCCCCCUCAAAGGAAAGACCGGGAAAAUCAAAAAAGAAAAAAAAGAGAGCGGCUCGGUUCGAGAUCAGCGCUUGUCUAUCAUUCCUUGGAAUCACACCGUGCCAUCGUUGAUUGUUCAUAUCCAUCGGAAAUAGCCACGUCAAAAAGAAAAAAAAAUACUUGAGGCUACGGAGGUUUCCCGUGCACACCCACCUUCGGCUUGAUAUCGAAUUCCCCGUCAAGCCACGGCUCUGCAUCAUCCUCGGGUGGGAAACAACGACAAACAACUGUCGAGGCGGUUUUCCACCAAGUAAAAUCUCGUAUUAGACUGUCUGGCGCAGGGGUUCUCUAUCGCUUUGAGGCUGAGACCUAGUUCCUUCUACCUCCCAUCGACGAGUGGUUCUCAGUCUACCGCAGGAAUUUUUCCUUUUUGUUUCUGGCCAGGCGAUCACAGUCUAGCUCGUUCGCCAUGCAUACGCUAAAAGCUACGGCCUCGUCCUCGCUCUCCCUGGCGGAGGGUAGUUACAUCUAUUCCCUUGAGGCGUCAUCCCCGGGUCUAUUUGCCGCCAUUUCGUCCGAUGACUCUCUCCGCACCUUCGACGCUGCUAGUCUCAACCAUGUGUCUCUAGUGGCUACCGACAUCCACGAGGGAGUUACGUCGUUGAAGUCCUACGAUGACAAGCAGCAGUUACUAGCCACGGGGGGCAGAGAUGGAAAAGUGAAGCUGUGGGAUUUACGACAGGGCAAGAAUGCCGCCGUGGUUGGGAUGGAGACAUCAAACCAAGCCCCGGUUUUGUCCAUCGCCUGCUGUGCCGCAACUAACAGUCUCGUUGCUGGUACCGAGCUAGCUUCAUCCCAGGCAGUCGUUGCAUUCUGGGAUGUCAGAUCACCCGGACAGUACCAACUCCAGUAUGUUGAGAGCCACAAUGACGACGUAACUGAGCUUCAAUACCAUCCCACGCAGAAGAAUCUCCUGCUGUCCGGAAGCACGGACGGUCUGGUGAACAUUUACAACACCACCAUCGCCGAUGAGGACGAUGCCCUGGUUCAGGUCAUCAACCAUGGCUCCGUGCACCACGCCGGCUUUCUUACCGAGCGGGCGAUCUACGCGCUCAGCCACGACGAGGUCUUCUCGAUCCACCCGGCCACGGACCCGGAUGAGCAGGCGCAGGAGCCCGAUCCCGUGCAGUUUGGGAACUUGAGAGAACCGCUUGGCUGCGAGUAUAUCGCGCAGCUGUGCAUUGGCAGCCAGGGUCAGUACAUCGCUGCUGGCAAUACCAGCGAACAACGCCUGGACUUGGUUCCUCUGUCGGCCAACCCGUCGUGGCAGUUCGACCGCGAGAACCUGUGGCGUCUCCCGGGUGGUCACGGCGAGGAGAUUGUCCGUUCUGUGUAUGUGGAUGAACAGUCCCAAUCGGUAUUCACCUGCGGGGAAGAUGGAGUGGUGCGCGCCUGGAAGCCGGAAGCCGAGGGAAUGGACGCAGGGGAUGCUUCGGCCAAGGCGUCACGGCCUAGAGGAAAGAAGGGGAAGGACAAGGGACGGUUCAAUCCGUAUUAGAUUAGAUGGUAGUGUUAGGUUAUUUCUAGGAAGUUCGUGGUAUAAACUCAUGUUUCUACGGCUAUCGGAGACUAGAA